This is a messenger RNA of Paramuricea clavata, 801 nucleotides long. The record is from the annotation of a GenBank genome assembly. Lineage: Eukaryota; Metazoa; Cnidaria; Anthozoa; Malacalcyonacea; Plexauridae.
AUGACCAUCCGCCAUCAUGACUAUAUAUCUUACUCCCGUCAAACUCUCAUAUCAUUUAACCCGCCUGAAGCUGUUCCCCGGCAAGUAAACUUCUUGAUAGAUGAAGCUGUAUCAGUUGGAAAAGGAGCCAAUUCAACCAUUAGUUACUUGCACUAUUUCUUAGAGCAUCAUGGCUUUGGCGAAACUGAUGUGCAUUUUCACGCAGACAACUGCGGUGGGCAAAACAAGAACAAUUUCUUUUUGCGGUAUUUGUCUUGGAGAGUUGCAAAUCAUCUUCAUAGAACAAUUAUAUAUUCAUUUCUCCUAGCGGGUCACACUAAAUUUGGCCCAGAUCGUGGUUUUGGCUUGUUAAAGAAAGCAUUUAAAGCUACCUAUGUUUCGUCCUUAUACGAAUUAGGGUCAGUCGUAGAAACAUCAAGUUCCAUCGGCUUCAAUAAAGCCCAGCUUGUGGGAACACACGAUGGUAAAGUCAUUGUUCCUGUUUACGAUUGGUCUGCAUUUCUUGGUCAAUACUUCAGAAAGCUUCACAACAUCACAAAAUUCCAUCAUUUUCGUUUUGCCUUAGACGAACCGGGAAUUGUUUAUUACAAAGCCUUCGUAACUUCAGAGGAACAAAAAAUGAACUUAUUGAAAAAGGCGACCAUUUUGCCGCCGUCUGAUCUUCCGGCAAAGUUCAUGCCAAAUGGUUUAGAUGCAGAGAGGCAGAAAUACCUUUUUAAGGAAAUUAGACAGUUUUGCAAACCAGGAACUGAGGACCGUGUUGCUCCGUCUCCGGACUUAAACAUUUUACCAGAAACUUAG